Messenger RNA from Manihot esculenta (cassava), 4558 nucleotides. RefSeq names its product dynein light chain LC6, flagellar outer arm. NCBI's taxonomy places the organism in Eukaryota, Viridiplantae, Streptophyta, Magnoliopsida, Malpighiales, Euphorbiaceae. The transcript has 2 exons. Gene Ontology annotation, cellular component: dynein complex. The record is from RefSeq and is a predicted model, not a curated record. The coding region runs from base 2447 to 4321 and encodes 624 amino acids. Gene Ontology annotation, molecular function: dynein light intermediate chain binding; dynein intermediate chain binding; nucleic acid binding. Gene Ontology annotation, biological process: microtubule-based process.
GAAUUGCUCGUAUCUGGACCACCAGAUUAUUCUGCCAUUAAAAUUAAUUUCAUUUUACUUGAAUGGUAUUUAAAGCCUUUAUUAAAGUAAAAAAAUUUUCUUGGGUUUUGGUGAAGAUGUUGGAAGGAAAAGCAGUAGUGCGAGAGACAGACAUGCCAGAGUUGAUGCAGAACCAUGUGACGGAACUAGCUUGCCAAGCUUUGGAUUUGCAUGAGGUCUCUGAUUGCCAAGCCAUUGCUCGUUACAUCAAACAGAUAUGUUCGAUGGAAGGAGGUCGUGGGGUGCUGGCGAUCUCAUGACGAAUAUCCUUCUCUUUGGGCUAGCAUUAAAGGUUUUGGAGGUUGUUUGUCUCGUCUCUGGAGAUGAUGUCCCGAUUCAAUUGUGAAGGUUCUUGUCUUCCCUUUCUCAUACGUCAGGACCAUACUUCCAACUUUAUAAGACUUUUGUAUAUACUUUUUAAGGUCGUGUUUUCGCUCUUUCUCAUCUGGAAGUUGUGAUUCCUUAAUGUCUUGGCCAAUGUAGCAUUUUCUCGUGCUCUUCAGUUCAUUGAUUUGCUACUUUUAGUCUCGAUUGAGAGAGGUUUUGCUUUCGUUGAUGUGAUUCAGGUAAAUAUGCGAAAAGCAAUUGAAACUUCUAGUUUAAGGAAGGAGCGGCUUGUGUUGUUUAGGUUGCUCGGAUUAGAUAUCUAGUUAAAUAAGAGUUGGAUUUUUUGGGCUCCAUAAUUUUUUAGACAUUUAUCUAUUGGGCGUUAAACAAUCUUUGUUUCGUUUGAUAUUCUGAAUGUUGUAAUCUUGGAUUUUUAAGGGCUCAUCAAUAAUAUUCUAUACCUUUAAAAAGAAAGUCUAUAUUGUAUUUGUUGAGAGAAUUCUGCACUAAAGUAAUGCACCUUGCAUUUUCAUAUACGUAAGAAAUUAUAAAAGUUAAAUCUCAUAUUUAUAUGAGAUAACAUUUUAAUUAUAAAAAGAUAUGUUUGAUACAAUCAUCUCUAAUUCAAAUUUAAAAUCUUACAGUCUUGUAUGACUUUAAUAUUAAUAAGCUAAAAUCCAUCUAUAAAAGAUAUAUGACUAUUUGUUUUAAUCAAGUGAAACUUAUUGUGGCUUGGAAACUUUUUGGUUCCGGUCAAACACUAGAUUGGCCUAAUGGAAAGGUGUCUUUUCUUUUUCGGAAGCAACUUUCCAUCGUUAGAUUGUGAAGGCUCCACUUGCUUCUUUAAGAAUCAUUAUCUUUUUUGUGGUAUAAGCAUAUGUAUCUAUUCUUCAUUAGAUUAAAACUAAAUAUUGUUCGCAUUGGGCUAGCUCAAUAAGGAGUAAAGUGUUUUUGGUGAACAUUUGGAUCAUUUAUGAGAUUAAAUACUCAAUCUCAUUAAAAAAAAAAGGUUUCAAAUCACUCAACUCAAUGAAUUACUACUUUUACAUUAAGAAAAACUAAAUAUAGCAAUGAAUCAUUAUUAAAUGUGCACGAACAAUGCAAUGCAGAAUAAAUUAUGGAGGGAAGAAGUGAUUUGCACUGAUUGAUUGGGAAAUGGAAAAACAAAACUAUAUAUACAAUGUUCACAUAUUCUAUCAAAUUUGUGGUUUAGGUUUUAGUAGAUGCCAUUAUUUGUUUGUUUGUCUGUCUUAAAUUAACCCAACGAUAUAUCUUAUGCUUUAAAGCAUUGUUUUUUCUUUUUAAGAAUAAAUUUUUGAAAAGUUUCCUCUGUGGUCCCUUUAUGGCUCGAUACUCUCGCCUUUUCCUCUUCCUUAAACCUAACUUCUUCUUUUCUCUUCCUCAUGAAAGACGAUCUGCAUCAAUUGACUAUCGAUAAAGAAGAAUAUGUUGUUGUCCCUAUUAAGAGCUCUAGAGAUAUUCCGAUCGUCACUUAUGAUUUCUGUAUGGUGGAGAUGUUUCUCACAUACAAUCCAAUCAAUUUUCAGAAUAUGCAGACCUCUUUGGCAGAUUUAUGGCAUCCAAGAAACACUAAACAUAACGUUGUUACAUGUUUUUCUUCCUCUCAAUAGGAUGCCUGAAGAGAUAUUAUAUACUCCCAAAUCCAAACGACGUCGCAGGAGGGAAGCAAAAACAAGACAGUACACCGCCAAAACGAUGCCGCAAAGAAGAAGCAAAACGACGCAGCAUAUACAGAUUCAAAACGGCACCGUUUCCUGUGGAUGUAAUUUAUUCCAAGGGAACCCAGAAUAUUCUAGAAAAAUCCAGAGAACUUAGUUAGUUAGAAUUCAAUUUUCCAAAUGUGUAUAUAUAUGCAUGAGAAUUAACAAAUCAGAUAUAUGAAAAUACUCUAUUUUCCAAUCCAAUUUUAGCUAUUCUUCUCAUGGUAUCAGAGCAUACCCUGUGUAAACUGCCCCAACAAAUUCAGAUCCAGAUCUGAAAGAAACUAACUCAGAUCUAGAUCUGAAAGAAAUCACCCUUCUUUCUUUUCUCAAAACACAAAGUACAUUCAGCAAGUGCAAUGGCAGAAAUUACUGAAGAUAACAUACCUGGGAAAGCAGAGAAGGACGACAAGAUGAUUAGGCUGUUGAACUCUGAUUCCCCCAGCAUGAUUCUUGUCAGUUCUCCUUUAAAUGGCAACAAUUACCUGACAUGGAGCAGAUCAAUGGUUAUAGCCUUGAAAGCAAAAGACAAGCUAGGAUUCAUAAAUGGCAAGUGCAAGAUGCCAGAUCAAGAUGACACAAAUUACGAGGAAUGGCAGAAGGCAGACAACAUGGUAAUGUCCUGGAUCUUGAAUGCUCUUUCAAAGGAAUUGGCUGAUGCUUUUCUUUAUGCCACAAAUGCCUAUGAAUUAUGGGAAGAAUUAAAAGAAAGAUUUGGAGACAGUAAUGGUCCCCUGAUGUACCAGUUAAUGAAAGAAAUAAGUAAUGCCAGUCAAGCAAAUGAUAAUAUCAUGAUGUAUUACACAAAAUUAAAAAAACUAUGGGAUGAAUAUGCAUGUUUAGAGCCAAUUCCAGUAUGUGAAUGUGGUGUAGCAAAAUCUUUUGCUGAGAUAGAGAGCAAACACAGAUUAAUGCAAUUCUUGAUGGGCUUAAACGAGUCUUAUGACCAUGUGAGGAAUCAAAUCCUUAUCAUGGAGCCACUGCCUAGUGUAAAUAAAGCAUAUUCCAUGAUUUUGAGAAUCGAAAAACAGAGGGGAGCACAAAGUGAUGAAGCUGGAAACAGUGCAAUGACAGCAAAAACUUCAAAGAUUAACAGAGGCAGAACAUGGAAAAAUCAAUUCAAAAAGAAGGAUGACAGAACCUGUUCCUACUGCAAAACCAUAGGUCAUGUGAGAGAAACCUGCUUCAAACUCAAUGGAUAUCCAGAUUGGUUUAAUGAGCUCAAAUUGAAAAGAAACAAAGGAAAAGAAAAUGUUGCAGCUCAUGUGUUCGAAACACCCCUAAACUGCAAUGAUGAUUACACUCAAGGCAAAGCUGAUUGGAAUAUGGAAUCACUAAUGCAAGAGAUGAUGAAGUACAUGAAGAAUCAUAGCCAAGGCCCUACCAACAGCAAUGACGCAAAUUGUGUGAAUUACACUGGUUUUGCAGGUAUGACAUCUUAUUGCUAUUCUAAAGCUUAUGAAAAUAGAACUAUAGGAGAAUGGAUUAUAGACACAGGUGCCACAGCUCACAUGUGCAAUGACCUAUCUCUUUUUUCAAGCCACAGAACUCUAAAUAAACCAAGUAUUGUGACCUUACCCGAUGGCAGCAUGAAAAAUAUUUCCAGAAUUGGAACAGUGCUUUUAAACCAGAAUAUGCAAUUGUUAGAUGUGCUAUAUAUGCCCACAUUUAAGUACAAUUUACUAUCUGUUAGCCAAAUCACACAAUCAAACAAAAUAUAUGUGCAAUUCUACCAUGACCAAUGCAUCUUGCAGGACCUAGUGACUAAGCACCUACUGGCUGUUGGGAGAAUGCACCAAGGAUUAUAUAGACUAAAUAAAGACUCAUUUAGCCAUCAAGGAAGCAGAAUAAAGACAAUGGGCACAGCGUUGACAUUUCAACAAUCUCAAGACAGAUAUGGAGUAUGGCACAGAAGAUUAGGUCAUGCAUCAAAAAACAAAUUAUUACAUCUAAAUGUAAUAAAAGCUAGUGACUGUGAUUCCCAUGUGUGCACCAUUUGUCCCAUUGCAAAACAACAACGAUUGAGUUUCAAUAAAAGCAAGAUUACAUCCAAAACACCAUUUGAAUUGAUUCAUGUGGAUCUUUGGGGUCCAUAUUCAGUAGUUUCAGUCUCAAAUGCAAGAUAUGUACUAACUAUAGUUGAUGAUUACUCUAGAGCCACAUGGACAUAUUUACUACAGCACAAACAAUCUGUUUUUGCUGUAUUAAAAGAGUACAUUGCUCUGAUACCAUGAGAAGAAUAGCUAAAAUUGGAUUGGAAAAUAGAGUAUUUUCAUAUAUCUGAUUUGUUAAUUCUCAUGCAUAUAUAUACACAUUUGGAAAACUGAAUUCUAACUAACUAAGUUCUCUGGAUUUUUCUAGAAUAUUCUGGGUUCCCUUGGAAUAAAUUACAUCCACAGGAAACGGUGCCGUUUUGAAUCUGUAUAUGCUGCGUCGUUUUGCUUCUUCUUUGCGGCAUCGUUUUGGCGGUG